AGAAAAUAAUUGCUGUACCACAAAAUACGAAAGAAACAAAACAAAACUUUUCAUUCAACUGGCGUUUUAAAAUUAUGAGCAUUAUUCGUUAACUAUUUUUUUAAAUGACUUAUCAUAGUAGUAAACCCCUCAGUUUAUUUAAUAUUACUCUAAAAUUCAUUUCCUCAAAUGUUGAAGAUAUCGAGACUUUAAUAGGAUUUCCUGAAAUAGUUGGAAAGAAAAUUUUUGAUGAAUUUAUUUUCCGUGAAAAACAGUUGGCUGAAGAUGGUGUUCUGUUCAAAAAUGUUUCAGAACUUACUUUGUCCAAAAUAUUACACAUUUUUGUGACAGCUUACGGUUAUAGUGUCUUAAGAACUCUCAAUUUAUCUUACAGUUUAAUUGUAAUAAAUGAAUAUUUUAGCUCCAUUAUAAAACUUCUACCUCCUCUCGUAGAAUUAUGUCUUUGUCAUUGCUCUUUGGGAAAUAAUCAUGAGAUAACUGAGUGUAUUUCUGACAUGAUAUGCUUAAGAAAACUUUGUCUGAAACAAAAUGGUUUAAAAAAUACAGUUAUUCGAAAGAUAUCAAUUCCAUUUAGAAUGUUUGGUAAAGGUCCUAAACACUUGGAAUGUAUAGAUUUGUCAGAUAAUCCUUUAACAGAUGAAAUUAUUCCAUGGUUAAUAGUUUUCAAGAAAUUAAGAUGGAUAAAUCUAAGCAACACUUGUAUUACGGAUAAAGGUAUUAAAGUGCUUAUCAAAAAUGGAUUUUCUCACUAUUCCAAUUUGAAGGAAAUUACACAUCCCAUUGUUACAGAAGGAUGGGCUACUGUGAUUAUUGAAAAUUGGAAAAAUGCCCAUGGCCUAAGGUUAAAGUCUCGCAAAACAAUUAGAGGUUCUCGGUCAUUACUAGAGGAAAAGAAAUACAGUAAUUGUGGGCAUCUGAUUUUAUUUUCAACCAAGAACUCAGGCAGUUAAUCGUAAAACUGCUGAUAUUUUAAAAUGUAUUUUGAUUGAAGACAUUGUUAUUAUUAACUAUACAUUUUGAUUUAAAUAUGAAACUGUUAAAAUGUAAAAUACUUAAUAUUUGAUAAAUUAUACAAUGAAUUAAUAUAUUUACUGCUAUCAAAUGCUUAUAUACUGCAUAAAUGCAUGUACUAAAUUUUUUGUAUGAAAUAAAUUAAUUGUUCUAA
This is a messenger RNA of Parasteatoda tepidariorum (common house spider), 1165 nucleotides long. RefSeq names its product leucine-rich repeat-containing protein 42. The record is from RefSeq and is a predicted model, not a curated record. Gene Ontology annotation, molecular function: protein binding. Lineage: Eukaryota; Metazoa; Arthropoda; Arachnida; Araneae; Theridiidae.